AUGGAUGACGAAACGGUUGACGACGAGUACAUUUGCAAAUCGGUCCACGGCACUGCCCGCGUGGCUUGUUUCCAAAACAGAAACGAGACGGAUACGCGGGGGGAUGAGAGGGAGGAGGGCACUGUCUGCCUGUUCCAUCAGAUGCGAAGCGAAAUCGGUGGCGGCAUGGCCAAGGUCGAGGGUCUUGAGAGACCUGUGCGUCUGGUGGGCCACGACUGCCCGCGAGUCGACCAUUUCAUUCUAUUAUUCUUCCCAGGCACCUUUGCCAUUGCUCACCUUACUCGCGCCCAAUGUCUGGAUGAAGUCUGGGACCGAUGCCAGACGCCCGUCCUCGUGCGUUCGGGCACUGUCAGCAAGAGGAGCGCCGAGGCUGCGGAUGAGCGACUCAGGCUUGCGUGA
Molecule: messenger RNA, 399 nt
Organism: Drechmeria coniospora
Lineage: Eukaryota; Fungi; Ascomycota; Sordariomycetes; Hypocreales; Ophiocordycipitaceae
Exons: 2
Coding region: 1-399 (132 amino acids)
Source: RefSeq, a predicted model, not a curated record